Pipistrellus kuhlii (Kuhl's pipistrelle) is the source of this 2994-nucleotide messenger RNA. It is a transcript of the gene WHAMM, whose product is annotated as WASP homolog associated with actin, golgi membranes and microtubules. Gene Ontology annotation, cellular component: endoplasmic reticulum-Golgi intermediate compartment membrane; cytoplasm. NCBI's taxonomy places the organism in Eukaryota, Metazoa, Chordata, Mammalia, Chiroptera, Vespertilionidae. Bases 205 to 2649 code for a protein of 814 amino acids. Gene Ontology annotation, molecular function: Arp2/3 complex binding; actin binding. The record is from RefSeq and is a predicted model, not a curated record. Gene Ontology annotation, biological process: endoplasmic reticulum to Golgi vesicle-mediated transport; Arp2/3 complex-mediated actin nucleation. The transcript is spliced from 10 exons.
CCGCCCACUGGGAACCGGCCAAUCCCGGACGCCGCUGGAAGCCUCUCAGCCGGCCCACAGCCAUUCAGAAGAAGCGCAGGAGGCGGGGCGGAGGGGGGAGGAGGGCGCUGACGCGAUGACGGCCGAGCGAAAAAUGUCGCUGCGCGGACGGUCCCGUCGUCGAGGGGCUGACAGGCGGCCGGGCCUCUGACCGUCGCGCGCGCCAUGGACGACGAGCAGCCCGACAGCCUGGAGGGAUGGGUCCCGGUCCGCGAGGCCCUGUUCGCCGAGCCCGAGCGGCACCACCAGCUGCGCUUCCUCGUGGCCUGGAACGACGCGGAGGGCAAGUUCGCCGUGACCUGCCACGACCGUACGGCGCAGCGGCAGCGGCAGCGGCGGCGCGAGGGGAGCGCUCGGCCGGAGGGGUCUCCGCCCAGCUGGGCCGGCCUGCUCUCGGCCGCCGGGCUCCGCGGCGCGCACCGGCAGCUGGCGGCGCUGUGGCCGCCGCUCGAGGGCUGCUUCCCGCCGCUGCCCCCGGAGCUGGAGGCGGCCGGCGGCGGCGCCUGGGGCCUGUGGACGCUCGUGUGGCCGGCGCGCCCGGGCCCCGGCGAGGCGGCGCUGCAGGAGCUGUGCGCGCGGCUGGAGCGCUACCUGGGCCUGGCGGCCGAGGGCUGCGGCGGCGCGGCCGUGCGUGACGCCCUACUUCCGGCCGACGGCGGCGCGCCCGACUGCGAGAGCCCGCGCGCCUUCCGGGAGCGCGCCCUGCGCGCGCGGCUGGCGGAGGCGGGCGCGCGGCUGCAGCAGAUUCUUCAAGGCCAUGAAAGAGCCAACACCAUGGUGGCGCUAAUGGACGUCUACGGAGAAGAAGAUGAGGUGUACCAGGAGCUUGUUACCGUGGCAACCAUGUUCUUCCAGUAUUUACUGAAGCCGUUCAGAGAUAUGCGAGAAGUUGCAACUUCAUGUAAGCGUGAUAUUUUGAAAUCCUUGGAGGAGGACGAGCUGGGUCCUAAGAGGAUAGUGGCUCUGCAGAAGGAAGCCCAGGAGUGGGCCAGCCAGGCUGACGAAGCCAUAGUCUCUAUUCAGGACAUCACAGUGAAUUAUUUUCAAGAAACAGUGAACGCAUUAGCAGGGAUGCAGAAACAGAUGGAGCAGGAUGAGAAGAGGUUUGGCCAGGCUGCCUGGGCCACGGCAACUCCCAGGCUGGAAAGACUCAAGCUCAUGUUAGCUCGGGAGACGCUGCAGCUCAUGAGGGCCAGAGAGCUGUGUUUGGAUCGCAGAAGAGCCGAGAUCCAGGGGAAGUUGGAAGACCUUCCAGAACAAGAAAGAAAUAUAAAUGUGGUAGACGAACUAGAAAUAAAAUAUCAUGAAGUUCAAUUAGAACUAUAUGAGAUUCAACUUGAGAUACUAAAAUAUGAAGAAAUACUACUGGUUACACAGUUGGACUCUAUUAAAAGACUUAUAAAAGAUAAACAGGAUGAAGUUGUCUAUUACGACCCGUGUGAGAGUCCAGAGGAACUGAAAGUCACUGACCCUAUGAAGGGGCUGCAGGACCAUGGGAAUGUGGAGAUGCAGGAGCUCAGCAGGCAGUGUCGGCAGCUGGAGUGCAAGCGGGGCCGCAUCUGCGCCCGGAGGGCCCGUCUCAGGAACAGAAAGGAUCAGUGCAAAGAGCACCAUCGGCUCCGACUGCAACAGGCUGAAGAGAGCAUCAGAUAUUUCCAUCAGCACCACAGUAUUCAGGUGAAAAGAGACAAGAUGAAAGAACAGGAGCAAAAGAAAAAAGAAUGGAUAAGCCAAGAACGCCAGAAGACGCUCCAACGAUUGAGAGCAUUUAAAGAGAGGUGCCCCGGUCGGUCUGCACCCAAAACCCCUCGCCCGGAACCCGAGGCUCCACACCUGCCCCCGCCGACCCCAUCCCCGGCCUCCCAGGGAAAGGCGCUCGUCCAUCCGUCCUCCAGGAAAACCAGAAGUGCUCCCUCCCGCCAAGCUAGCAACGUUCAAACCCCCAAGUGCAGAGACUGUCCCGGGACCGUCCCCGUCCAGAUGGCUGUCCCAGCUGGUGACCAAACCCACUCCAAACCCAGCGAGGAGCCGUCCCUGCCGCCCCCACCUCCUCCCCCGCCGCCUCCCCCUCCUCCCCCGCCUCCCCCUCCUCCCCCUCCGCCUCCGCCAGCACCUCCGCUCCCGGCUCCGUCCUUUUCUCCUCCGUCCGGGAAUCAUCGGAGUUCACAGCUCAGGACCCCAGCGCAGGAUGACCAGCCGCUCCCUCUGGUGUGUGACUCUCCUGCUGAGAGGCGGCCGGACCCCUCAGGCCCUUUCCAAUGCCCCGUUGCAGGGUCCAUGGACGAGGUGCUGGCCGACCUGAGGCGCGGCAGAGCCCCGCUCCGCAAGACGGAAGUGCCCGCCCGGGCCCCUCCCCGCACCUCCCUCAACGAGCACAUCCUGGCGGCCAUAAGGCAGGGCGUCCGGCUGAGGAAGGUCCACCCGGACCGCGGCCCCGGCCCCAGCAGCAAGCCGGCCAGCGACCUGGAGGACAGCAUCAAGGCCGCGCUGCAGAGGAUCCAGAGAGUGUCUGCCGACUCCGAGGAGGAGGAGGAGGAGGAGGAGGAGGAGGAGGGGGAGGACGGGAGGGAGGAGGGGGAGGAGGGCAGCCCUGGAGAGUGGGACCACUAGCUCUUCUCCAGGCCGAGGAUCGGAGUGAGGCCACGGCGCCAGGCCUGCUGCUGACCAGCACGUAGACAGGGACGCGUGGCCGGGGGACACGAGGCCUGCAGGGCCGGCUGUGGCUUCUGGAAUCCAGGCAGCGGGGAGGCGGCUGCCGCACACACCGGACCCGGGUCGGGAUCUGAGGACCCGUAGUGAGUGUCGCCGCCGGCAGCGAAGGACGGGAGCACGACUGUUCACCGCUUUGCGGAUGUUCUAGAUCACAUGUGUCAAACACAAGGCCCGCGGGCCAAAUCCGUCCCGCCAGGCCUUGCCAUGUGGCCCGCACCGCGCUGUCAUCACUGCACUCCGCUG